AUGUCCGACGAACAACGUAAUGCUAUGGGUCCUGUUAUGGAUGCUACAUCUGAAAUUCAAAAACUAAGUGAACAACCAGAAGUUAUAUUCUCAGCUAUUGAUGCUCUCUAUAGAAAACAUAAAGAGCAUAAAAUACAUCGUUUUACAGAAGAAAAUCGAGAAAAACAUAUAGCUAAUUGGAAAGUAACAAAAUAUGCUGAAGAAAAAGUUGCUUAUGGUACUAAUUAUUUCUUAAAAGUAUGUAUUGGUGAUGGUUUGUAUCUUCAUAUGCGUGUUCAUCGUCAUCCAAAUCAAGAUAAAUAUGAUUUUUAUGCAUUACAUGAAACUAUUAAACAUAAUAUUGCAACAUGUGUAUUCACAGAAGAUGAUCCAUUAAUUUAUUUCAAUUAUUAA
Rotaria sp. Silwood1 is the source of this 393-nucleotide messenger RNA. The record is from the annotation of a GenBank genome assembly. Lineage: Eukaryota; Metazoa; Rotifera; Eurotatoria; Philodinida; Philodinidae.